Messenger RNA from Mesorhabditis spiculigera, 777 nucleotides. The record is from the annotation of a GenBank genome assembly. Lineage: Eukaryota; Metazoa; Nematoda; Chromadorea; Rhabditida; Rhabditidae.
AUGUCGACGGAGGGCAGCCAGCCGACACCGACGUCUGAAGAUGACCAACAGCCCGGAGCCGCGCCACCGGCGCGCCACAUCAGCCUCAACAGCAACGAGCCGCUGGUGAAGCUCGUCUCGGCCAUUGAGCGGGACAUCUCCAUGCUGUUCGGCCUCCCCAUGCAGUCCCUCUCUUACUACGGCGAGCCGAAAUACGUACGGAUCCACGCACUCCUCAUCUGCGUGCUGAUGUUCAACAGCUUGAUCAGCAUCGCCAUCUCCCAGCACCAAUUCCUGCGCUCGUUCUUCCCAUUUGAGCGCCGGGCAUUCAACGGCUUGCUGACGGCCGGCUGCCUGAUCAUCACCUCGAUCCCGUUCCUAUAUGCGAAUUUCGAAGUGGCGGUGAAGAUCUACCUGUCGUCACGCCUUCAGCUGGCCGUCGUCGGCGUCAUGUUGACGGCGGUGAUGAUGAUCGCGUGCUAUGGAAUGGAGCAGUGCUGGUUCGACCACACGCGCCUGAUGGAACCCCUGACGCGCUCGUCGCAAAAGUGGCGCAAGCUGUGCCGUCGUCUCCUUGGCCUCUACCAACACGCCGUGCCCGUCGCCAGCUUCCUCAUCAUCGCCUCGGUGUUCCAGUUUGGAGGCGAUGGACCCCAGUUUGACCUUUUGAUGUUCGCCUCCAUCGCGUCGUUCAUCAUCUUCCCCGGCUGGUACCUCUACAUGGGCUGGUGGAACGAGCUGAUGACGGUCCAGCCGGGGCUGCCCUCCUACAAGUUGCUGCGCGUGCCACUGAUUCGC